CCCCGAGCCUCCAUAGCAGCAGAUAUGGCGUAAGACAUUGCUUCAAGAUUGGACAGCUGCUGACCUGUUAUUUCUGAUAACCUGUACCUGACUUUAGUAGCCAUAGAGAAACCUCACCAAGUUGCAUUUUUGUUUCUGCUUCAUACUUUCCUGGCACCCAAGUUCACCUAGCAACCAUGUAUGGAAGUGCUCGAUCUGUAGGGAAGGUGGAACCAAGCAACCAGAGUCCUGGGCGUUCUCCUCGGCUUCCACGUUCCCCUCGCUUAGGUCAUCGUCGAACCAAUAGCACAGGCGGGAGUUCUGGAAGCAGUGUUGGAGGUGGCAGUGGGAAAACCCUGUCAAUGGAGAAUAUACAGUCCUUAAAUGCUGCCUAUGCUACUUCUGGCCCUAUGUACCUAAGUGACCAUGAAAAUGUGGGUUCAGAAACACCUAAAAGCACCAUGACGCUUGGCCGUUCUGGGGGACGGCUGCCUUAUGGUGUUAGGACGACUGCUAUGGGUAGUAGCCCCAAUAUAGCUAGCAGUGGGGUUGCUAGUGACACCAUCGCAUUUGGAGAGCACCACCUCCCUCCUGUUAGCAUGGCCUCCACUGUACCUCACUCUCUCCGUCAGGCAAGAGAUAAUACCAUCAUGGAUCUGCAGACACAGCUGAAGGAAGUAUUACGAGAAAACGAUCUCUUGAGGAAGGAUGUGGAAGUAAAGGAGAGCAAAUUGAGUUCUUCAAUGAAUAGCAUCAAGACUUUCUGGAGCCCAGAGCUGAAGAAAGAGCGGGCUCUGAGAAAAGAUGAAGCCUCCAAAAUCACCAUUUGGAAGGAGCAGUAUAGAGUUGUACAAGAGGAAAACCAGCACAUGCAGAUGACGAUCCAGGCUCUCCAGGAUGAAUUGCGGAUCCAGAGGGACUUGAAUCAGCUCUUCCAGCAAGACAGUAGCAAUAGGACUGGAGAGCCCUGUGUGGCAGAGCUGACAGAGGAGAACUUCCAGAGGCUGCAUGCUGAGCACGAGCGGCAGGCCAAAGAGCUCUUCCUUCUGCGCAAGACCCUGGAGGAAAUGGAGCUUCGAAUUGAGACCCAGAAGCAAACGCUCAAUGCUCGUGAUGAGUCCAUUAAAAAGCUUCUGGAGAUGUUACAAAGCAAAGGACUUUCUGCCAAGGCUACUGAGGAAGACCAUGAGAGGACAAGACGGCUGGCAGAGGCAGAGAUGCAUGUUCACCAUCUAGAAAGCCUUUUAGAGCAGAAAGAAAAAGAGAAUAAUAUGUUAAGAGAGGAGAUGCACCGGAGGUUUGAGAAUUCCCCUGAUUCUGCCAAAACAAAAGCUCUGCAAACUGUUAUUGAAAUGAAGGAUUCAAAAAUUUCCUCUAUGGAACGUGGACUCCGAGAUCUGGAAGAGGAAAUUCAGAUGCUGAAAUCGAAUGGGGCUUUGAGUACUGAAGAACGAGAGGAAGAAAUGAAACAAAUGGAAGUGUAUCGGAGCCAUUCUAAAUUUAUGAAAAAUAAGGUAGAGCAACUGAAGGAGGAUCUAAGUUCGAAAGAGGCUCAAGGGGAGGAGCUGAAAAAGAGAGCAGCCGGCCUUCAGGCUGAGAUUGGCCAGGUGAAGCAGGAGUUGUCCAGAAAGGACACAGAGUUACUUGCCUUACAGACAAAGCUGGAAACUCUUACAAACCAGUUCUCUGACAGUAAGCAACAUAUUGAGGUGCUGAAGGAGUCCUUAACUGCUAAGGAACAACGGGCUGCCAUCUUACAGACAGAGGUGGAUGCCCUCCGGCUGCGUUUGGAAGAAAAAGAAACCAUGCUGAAUAAAAAGACAAAACAAAUUCAGGAUAUGGCUGAGGAGAAGGGGACGCAGGCCGGCGAGAUUCACGACCUCAAGGACAUGCUGGAUGUGAAGGAGCGCAAGGUCAACGUUCUUCAGAAGAAGAUUGAAAAUCUUCAGGAGCAGUUGAGAGAUAAAGAAAAGCAGAUGAGCAGCUUGAAAGAGCGAGUCAAGUCCCUGCAGGCUGACACCACCAAUACUGAUACUGCCUUAACAACUCUGGAGGAGGCGCUUGCAGAAAAAGAACGAACAAUUGAACGCUUAAAGGAGCAGCGGGACAGAGAUGAGCGAGAGAAGCAAGAGGAGAUAGAUACCUACAAGAAAGAUCUUAAAGACCUGAAAGAAAAAGUCAGCCUAUUGCAAGGAGACCUCGCAGAGAAAGAGACCUCACUCUUGGAUUUGAAAGAACACGCUUCUUCCUUGGCUUCUUCAGGACUGAAAAAGGACUCGCGGCUCAAGACUCUGGAGAUCGCUCUGGAGCAAAAGAAGGAGGAAUGUCUGAACAUGGAAUCACAGUUGAAAAAGGCACAUGAGGCAACAUUGGAAGCCAGAGCCAGUCCAGAAAUGAGUGACCGAAUACAGCAGUUGGAAAGAGAGAUUGCCAGGUACAAAGAUGAUUCCAGCAAAUCCCAGGCAGAAGUUGAUCGUCUCUUGGAAAUCUUGAAAGAGGUGGAAAUCGAAAAGAAUGACAAAGAUAAGAAGAUAGCUGAAUUGGAAAGCCUCACCUCAAGGCAAGUGAAAGACCAGAAUAAGAAGGUUGCCAAUCUGAAGCACAAGGAGCAGGUGGAGAAGAAGAAGAGCGCGCAGAUGCUGGAGGAGGCCCGGCGCCGGGAGGACAGUCUCAACGACAGCUCCCAGCAGCUGCAGGACAGUCUCCGUAAGAAGGAUGACAGGAUUGAAGAGCUGGAAGAGGCACUGAGAGAAAGUGUACAGAUAACCGCAGAGCGAGAAAUGGUGCUGGCACAAGAGGAGUCAGCCAGGACCAGUGCUGAGAAACAGGUGGAGGAGCUGUUAAUGGCCAUGGAGAAGGUAAAGCAAGAACUGGAAUCCAUGAAAGCAAAGCUGUCCUCCACCCAACAGUCUCUGGCAGAGAAGGAAACUCAUCUGACCAACCUUCGGGCGGAGAGGAGGAAACACUUAGAGGAAGUUCUGGAGAUGAAGCAAGAAGCUCUCCUGGCUGCCAUUAGUGAGAAAGACGCCAAUAUAGCUCUGUUGGAGCUUUCCUCCUCUAAGAAAAAGACCCAGGAGGAGGUGGCUGCGCUGAAGCGCGAGAAGGACCGCCUGGUACAGCAGCUAAAGCAGCAGACACAAAAUCGAAUGAAACUAAUGGCCGACAACUAUGAGGACGACCACUUCAAAUCCUCCCAUUCCAAUCAGAUGAAUCAUAAACCCUCCCCAGACCAGAUCAUUCAGCCCCUCUUAGAACUUGACCAAAAUAGAAGCAAGUUAAAGUUGUAUAUUGGACACCUGACAGCCCUCUGCCAUGACCGAGACCCCUUAAUCCUUCACGGACUCACUCCACCAGCUUCCUAUAAUGUGGAGGAUGACCAGGCAGCUUGGGAGAAUGAGCUGCAGAAGAUGACCCGGGAGCAGCUUCAGGAUGAGCUAGAGAAAGGCGAACGAGACAAUGCAGAGUUGCAGGAGUUUGCCAACACCAUUCUCCAGCAGAUAGCUGACCACUGCCCCGACAUUCUCGAGCAAGUUGUCAAUGCCCUGGAAGAGUCGUCCUGACCUGCUCUGUGGGAAGUGCUUAGCCCAGAAGCCCAAGAGAGGUGCCAACGGAGCCAAGAAGGGAGACCUGGAGGAACAGGCAUCUAGAAACUUCGCCACACCAAACCCUGCAAAGUACAUCCUGUCUUGCUCUCUUGAAGAAGUGUGUGUCCUGCCCAUUUCUAGAUCCAUCACCUUACUUCACCUUCUGCUUUGAAUGUCGUCUCUGCACAAAUUUCCUGGGCCUCCAUGAAGAACUGCCCCCUGGUCGUUGGCAGCGGAGAGCUGGGAGGCUGGAAGUCCUCUGCCUUCCAGGGACAGGAAGCCAGCGGCCCACUUGGCUGUUUGACAGGACAGCUCAUCUGGAGUCUACUCAGUCCAGCAAGAACGAGAAUCCUCACCACAGACCUAAGAGCUCAGCAUUCUAAUAUCAUAACGGGUAUGUUCUCCUUAGAAAGUGAAACAGAAACCUCAAGAAAAGUACAAAAGGAGGAAGGCAUGACAUCAGGGACGAAGAGAAGAGUGUCCCUUGUGUGUGCCAUUUCUGGGCGCCAUCUUGAAGUCGUGCCUCGAGGAGUGGGGCAGAGUAGCCUCGUGGUGGCGUAGCAUUCAGGCCUACGUGUGAUUCAAAGCCCUGAACAGGUGACUCACUGCUUUGCUCUCAGUUGACAGAAAGAUCGUGGACUGCUUUCUCUUGUUCAAGGCCUUUGACCUUACCACACUGCGUUGUCAGGUUAAAUAUUUGAAUGAGAAGAGGCCUUCACAUUAGAGCCUGUCAUCACCACCCGCAGCGCUGAGCCUCUUGCUGGAGUGUGUGUUGCACCUCCUAACCUCAUGCUGUGCCUGGAUUCUUCUAGCACAGAUGAAUGUGACCUGUCCCACACAUUCUGCCGGGCAGAGAAUAGUUAUGCAGUGUGCACAUCAGUGCGGCAAGCAUCCAUUCUUGAAAAGGUCUCUUCAGUGAGGAAGGGGUGCAGUGGGUGCCGUGAGACAUGCUUAGUUGAGUUAUAGCAGCAAAGAACAUACCCUUUUCUUCUGCAUCGUCAGUGCUAUCAUUUAUAGGAAUGUCUUUCCCAAGCCGCCACUCCUCAUUCUCAUUCCAGUGGAAGUCAUGGACUCGUGGGGCUGACUCGCCUCUUUGCCUGCAGAGUCAUGGUUGGUCAUUCAGGAUCUCUGUCAUCAGUAUCAUCACCCUGAAGCAGUACUUCAUGUAGGGACUGUGAAUGUCCACUGCUGAGUACAUCUGCAGGAGCCUGGUGAGCUCAGCCGCCACCACGCUGACGUGAGAAAGGUACAAAUCCAGCUUAGGACAUGGGCAUUUUGCAGACCCACGCAUAGACAAGGUCAUCACCAGUGAUCAGGCUCCAAGGAACAGACAGCUUGCACACAUCUCAUCUUCGACCUCCUCUUUCAGCCUCCCUGGGACACUCCUGUCUCCUGUUAGGUUGCUGGAGUGAGUGCUUCCGUCUCGCCCUCUCUCCCCAGUUGUAUUCUCAGAAUAUUUAAUGCUGCCUGCAAAUUCCUCAUAACCCUCAACUCAGACCCUCACACAGCAGCUCCCAUUGUCCCCUUAAAUAGCCCCAGCUCCCCUUUGUCCCUCUAAAAUGAUUCACCUUCAUGUAAAAUGCCAUGAAGUGCUCCUUAUGGGGAUCUGAAUGGAUUCUGGCAGUAAACGUCUCACUGGGACUCUUGAUGAGACUGUCAGCAAGGGCAUAGGGGUUAGGUCGGAAGCACUGGGGCUGAGGAAAGGGCUCCGUGGACAAGAGCACUGUGUGCAAGCAUGGAGACUCGAGCUCGGUCUCCAGCACCCAUACAAAAGCAGGGCAUAGCUGCACACGCCCGUGACCCCAGUGCUGAGGUGUCAGAGACAGGAGAAUCACCGGGGAUCACUGGUCAUGGAGGAACAGCAGGAGGGGUACCCGGCAUCCUUCUGUGGCCUACACAUACUAAAAAGUAGUAGUAAUGGUCAUUACUGGCCAGAUUUUUUUUUUUUGAGGGGACUAGAAAGAUGGCUUGGCAGCUUAAUGUGCUUGCUUGCAAUGCCUGUUGGCCCAGGUUCAACUCCCCAGGACCCACA
Jaculus jaculus (lesser Egyptian jerboa) is the source of this 5595-nucleotide messenger RNA. It is a transcript of the gene Erc1, whose product is annotated as ELKS/RAB6-interacting/CAST family member 1. Gene Ontology annotation, biological process: regulation of synaptic plasticity; maintenance of presynaptic active zone structure; neuromuscular synaptic transmission. Bases 177 to 3539 code for a protein of 1120 amino acids. The record is from RefSeq and is a predicted model, not a curated record. Gene Ontology annotation, cellular component: cytoskeleton of presynaptic active zone. Lineage: Eukaryota; Metazoa; Chordata; Mammalia; Rodentia; Dipodidae. Gene Ontology annotation, molecular function: structural constituent of presynaptic active zone. The transcript has 20 exons.